AUGGCACAAGUAUGUGCGGUUGGUGGUGCGAGUGCGGGCCAUGAGGGCUCACUACCAUCUUCGGAGCCGCAUCAGUCCCUGGAUGAUUCGCUGUCAGGAUGGCAGAACGAACGGCUGGAAUCCAAAGUGCUGUGGUGUUUUCUGCGCUCGGGCUGGGCGGAUUCUGGUGAGGUGAAAGAUCAUUUUGUUCAACUUAGAAUUUUUCGCUGUGGGCGUUCCAGCAAUGACCAUGCAGUGCUAUUUGACGGAACGUUUGAACCACCUGUGGCUUGCAAAGUGCUACAGCAAGGGCGUAGGCAGAUGAUCAAGCUGCCGCUGGUGGAUCAAAGGCAUUUUCGAUCAAACAAGGAAACCAUUUUCUUGCAGCCUCUCAGUGGCGGCAAGCGAGUCUCUUUCCAAGAUUUGGAAGGGACGCACAAGGAGGCAUCAAACCGCAUAGUCCUGGUCCCGGGUAGCAUGGAUCCAAGGCAACAACCCAAUCCCUCGGAAAUAGACAGCUUGUUUGCUGCAAUUCUUUCCAACAUGGACGCGGGGCAGUGGGACAGUGCCAGGGAUGGUGUUUUACAUUUGCAGAGAUACCUCAAACUCACCAGCGGGAGAGAAAGUAGAGAACGAGGGGGUUGGAAGUAUGCAUCAGACUUUGUCUUGGAUACAGUCUUAUUUGGCGAUGUUGUUCGCAGCCUGCAAUCUGACACCGACGUGAUGUCCAAAGCUCAUUUGUAUAGGGAUGACAUUCAGUGGGCCCUUCAUUUGAGGGCAGAUUCAUCGCCACAGUUUUCCAGAGAUUAUUUGGUGACAGAAGUGGACUAUGUUUCUUUGGAAAAUGUUUACUCGUUGACUCCCGCAAGUGUGUUGCAAUCUCUGAGUUGGAAAACACGGGUGUUGCCCGUGCAAGUUCUGGGGCGGAAAGCAACCAGCACGGCAUUCAAGUUUCGAGCGCUUCUGCGUAGCAUCCAUCUUGAAACCGGAAAUGUUGAUCUGGCGAAAUUUCGAACAUGCAGCUUUCUAAACGACAUGGGGGUGGAAUCGAAAUUGGCAUUGCUACCGGAUAUUGAUUCUGAUCCAAACCGUCGUGCUUUUCCCCGUACUUUGCCUUUGCAUGAUGUGGAUCAUGCACUACACCAUGUGAUGGAAGAAUUACGGGAAUGUUGGAAAACUGAAAUGUUUGCUUUGUUUGACAAACAAUUGAACACGUUGGCCAAAUAUUUUUCAAAAGCUGACAGUUGCGAGAGAUUCCGAAAGCAUUUUGUUUACGACAACCCGAAAGUAGAAGGGGAUGCCCGCAAAAAAAGCAUUGGCAAAAUGUUUGAAACCUGCUGCCCAAGCUUUGUGAAGCAUCGGUGGCAAUAUCGGUAUGAAGUUUUGACUUGGGUCAUUCACCGGGCCGGUUUUUUGACAUGGCUCGAUCCUACCUCACUCAGUGGCCGUGGCCCAGAGGAUUCUGGAGAUCCUGAGUACAGUUUUUCCGAUGCUGAAAUCAAAUGCCUUGAGCUUCUGUUCAAUGACAAGGUCGACAAAGAGAGGUUGAAAAAGGAGACAGGGUCAUCGACUUGCAAGUGGAACGGCAGAAGGUUGAUUGAAUUUGCAUCAACUGGCCCCAUGCCUUUCCUGCAGGCGCUGAGGCAAACUUCUAUGGAACAAAACCCAGCAGCAUUAGCUGCCAUCCGUGCUUUGCGUGAUCUUGGGGGGGAUGCUGGUGGUGUUCUCGAAGGCUUUGCUACAGCAAAGCGGAUGCUUGAAGGACGUUUCAAACAAUAUACCUCCUUCCUGUCCCAGAGCCCGUGGAACCUAGUUGCAUUGUUGGGGUAUCUGUUACCUUCUCAAGAUGCAAGCGCAGAGAUCCACAAAAGCAGAACUUUGGCCCUGAAACUAUUAAAGGAUCAUGAUGCUGGUCGGCUGGGAAAUACGGGUGAUGUUGGGCAAGAGUUUUUCAAAGCCCGGGGGAAAUACCGCAUUGGAUUGGAGAGAUGGGGACGUGGCAUCGACCCUUACAUGAACCAACAACUCUUUCGGGAACUUGUUGCUUACUCCUCAAGCCUGUUGGUGAUGCAAAGGCUAGAAGCGAAGCAUCAUCUGAUACACGUUGCUAUACUUUUUAGUAAGUGUGGUUUUGUUUGUUUGCUGGGUUUCCAACAAUUUUGUGCUCACUUGAUAGAUAGAGGUUUAAAAAGCACUAGGGCACGCAGUAAAAGUUAG
Messenger RNA from Cladocopium goreaui, 2196 nucleotides. Lineage: Eukaryota; Dinophyceae; Suessiales; Symbiodiniaceae. The record is from the annotation of a GenBank genome assembly.